Molecule: messenger RNA, 1627 nt
Organism: Clupea harengus (Atlantic herring)
Lineage: Eukaryota; Metazoa; Chordata; Actinopteri; Clupeiformes; Clupeidae
Product: zinc finger protein 2 homolog
Exons: 1
Source: RefSeq, a predicted model, not a curated record
AAUGCAAGGAAGAAACAACAUGAAUGUCCCCAAUGUUUCAAAACCUUUGCUGCACCUUCUGCUCUUGCAAUUCAUCAACGAACACACACAGGAGAAAAGCCCCAUCAUUGUUCUCAGUGUGGAAAGACUUUUAGUCAAAUGAGUAGUCUCAAGACACACCAGAUGAUCCACACAGGAGAAAAGCCCCAUCAAUGUUCUCAGUGUGGAAAGACUUUUAGUCAAAUGAUUAAUCUCAAGACACACCUGAUGAUCCACACUGGGGAAAAGCCAUAUCAUUGUUCUCAGUGUGGAAAGACUUUUAGUGACAUGAGUAAUCUCCAGAGACACCAGAUGACACAUACUGAGGAAAAGCCAUAUCAGUGUACUACAUGUGGGAAGGGUUUCAGGACUAGCAGAGAACUGCCCAUCCACCAGAUGACACAUGCUGGGGAAAAGCCACAUCAGUGUUCUCAGUGUGGAAAGACCUUCAGUGCAGCAGGUGAUCUCAAUAGACACCAUAGAAUCCAUACAGGUGAAAAGCCCCAUCAGUGUUCUCAGUGUGGAAAGACCUUUAAUUAUAUGUCUCAUCUCAAGACACACCAGAUGACACAUACUGGGGAAAAGCCAUACCAUUGUUCUCAGUGUGGGAAGGCCUUUCGUCAAAUGGGUGAUCUCAUCAGACACCAGAUGACACAUACUGGGGAAAAGCCAUACCAUUGUUCUCAGUGUGGGAAGGCCUUUCGUCAAAUGAGUGAUCUCAUCAGACACCAGAUGACACAUACUGGGGAAAAGCCAUACCAUUGUUCUCAGUGUGGAAAGACUUUUAGUCAGAUGGGUUAUCUCAAGACACACCAGAGGGUCCAUAGUGGAGAAAAGCCACACCAGUGUUCUCAGUGUGGAAAGACUUUUAGUGAAAUGGGUACUCUCAAGGAUCACCAGAGGAUCCACACUGGAGAAAGGCCAUAUCAUUGUUCUCAGUGUGGAAAGGCCUUUAGUCAAAUUAGUAGUCUCAAGACACACCAGAUAAUCCACACUGGGGAAAAGCCACACCAGUGUUCUCAGUGUGGGAAGUGCUUUAAUGCCAAAGGCAAUCUCAAGACACAUCAGAAAGUACAUACUAGAGUAGCUCACAUCUAACAACCCAUCAGAUCACGGAUGAAGGGGGAAAGCCUUAUCAGUGUCUUCAGUGUGGAAAGGCCUUUAAUAGAAUAUCUAGUCUCAAGGUAAAUCAGAAAAUACAUCCUAAAGGCCUCAUCCAUGCAGUACACAAAAAAGCGCAAUGUUCAUCAGAGGACGCAAGCAGGAGAACAGGCUUAUCGGACAAAAACCUUACAAAAAUACUUGAUAUAUGCAAAGACUGAAAAAACACAUCCGUGUUCUUAGUGUGGAAAGGCCUUUCGCCAGAGGAUCCAUUCAUAUGAUGUGCUGCCAUAUUAUAUAUAGAUGUAUCCAUGAAUCACUGAUGAUCAAGCUACUGAUGGGGACGUAUGAAAUGCUGCCCUGCUAACACAUGAUGAAGUAUCACUUACUGUAAUAUUUUGGAUUUUAUGAGUUUUAAACUAAAUGUGAAGUACAUGAUGAAGUAUUAUUUCUUCAUAUUUGAAACGUGUGAUGUGGUAGAGAUUGAAAUAAAAAUUGAGUACAAAAA